GGUUAAUCGGAAAGAGGCGUGGCUUGCGUCGGCUUAGCCCGCGAAGGCGGUCGGCGGCGGCUGGAGCGAUCGAGCGGCGGCGGUGGCGGCGGCGUUGAGGGAUGGGGCGAAGCGCGGCGCUAGAGAAAGCCAUUUGAGUGUCCUAGCAAGUUACAAAACAACUGUCUUCUCAAACGUGUAAACAGAGAGGAUAUUCUCUACUCCCUUUUUUAAAUGCUUUGUGGGAAAAAAUCCCCCUGCCGCCCAGUCUCUCGGCUGUGACACGGACUCAGAGAUGAGGAAUAUCUGUUGUGUUGGUGGAAGAGUAUGGAAACAGCUGUGUUGUACUCCCUUCACUUUGACAUAAGGGGGCUGCAGCUCGUCUGCUUCUUCAUUGGGAAAGAGAAAUCUUUUGAGCAGAGGAAGAAGCUGGAGAGCAGGUUGUGAGCCAUGCCUUUGGUGAAAAGGAACAUCGAACCGCGGCAUCUCUGCCGAGGAGCUCUGCCAGAAGGAAUUACUAGUGAACUGGAAUGUGUAACGAAUAGUACCCUUGCUGCUAUCAUACGCCAGCUAAGCAGCUUAAGCAAACAUGCUGAAGAUAUAUUUGGUGAGUUGUUUAAUGAGGCCAACAGCUUCUACAUCAGAGCAAAUUCCCUUCAAGACAGAAUUGAUCGCCUUGCUGUCAAAGUUACCCAGCUGGAUUCAACAGUAGAAGAGGUUUCAUUACAGGAUAUAAACAUGAAAAAAGCAUUCAAGAGCUCAACAAUUCAAGAUCAGCAGGUAGUUUCAAAGAAUAGCAUUCCUAAUCCGGUAGCUGAUAUUUAUAAUCAGAGUGACAAACCACCACCUCUGAAUAUUCUUUCACCUUAUAGGGAUGAUAAGAAAGAUGGAUUGAAGUUCUAUACUGAUCCUUCCUAUUUUUUUGAUCUUUGGAAAGAAAAAAUGUUACAAGAUACUGAAGAUAAGCGAAAAGAAAAGAGGAGACAAAAGGAGCAAAAGCGUAUAGAUGGCACCACCCGUGAGGUGAAAAAGGUUAGAAAAGCCAGGAACAGACGCCAGGAGUGGAAUAUGAUGGCAUAUGACAAAGAGCUUAGACCUGACAACAGGUUGUCUCAAAGUGUGUACCAUGGAGCAUCUUCCGAGGGAUCACUGUCCCCAGAUACUAGGUCCCAUGCAUCUGAUGUUACAGAUUAUUCUUAUCCUGCUACUCCGAAUCAUUCCCUCCAUCAGCAGAUAGCGAUGCCUUCAUAUGGAACGGGAGAUGGUCCACAGUACAUGGCAGCAUCCCAAAGCCAUGAGCAUGAAUACAGACCACCUUCCACCACUGUGCGACAUGCUACUUUAAACAGACCUCAGCAACCACCUCCGCCACCACCCCAGCCUUCAGAUGGCCAACAUAGCUCAGUGCCACCUAUGGUGCCAGCAGAAUAUGGGAUGCUUCCAGCUCAGAUGGUGGAUUAUUACAAUCCUACUGGUCCGCCCCCUCCACCUCCUCCCCCUAUGAUUCCUUCAGCACAAACCGCAUUUGUUAGUCCCCUUCAGCUUCCUGUGCCACCUUCCCAUUCUGGACUGGUGACUGGCUCUGCAUAUGCGGCUACUCAUCCUCCUCCUUCUAGUGGGCUGAUUGUCACUGCUCCUCCUCCUCCUGGCCCACCUCCCCCUCCUCCAGGCCCUCCUGCUACAGGUUCAUCCCUCUCUUCCUCCCCAAUGCAUGCUUCUCCAGCUACGGAGGCAAAACGUCAUGAACCUGCACAGCCACCAAUAAGUGAUGCACGGAGUGAUCUUCUUGCUGCCAUUCGAAUGGGAAUUCAGCUGAAAAAGGUGCAGGAGCAACGUGAGCAAGAAGCGAAGCGAGAGCCUGUUGGAAAUGAUGUCGCAACCAUCCUUUCAAGACGCAUUGCCGUGGAAUACAGCGAUUCUGAUGAUGAUUCAGAGUUUGAUGAGAACGAUUGGUCAGAUUGAACCUAGUCCAAGCCCAGUGACAAGUUCAUGAAAUCCUUGGCUUCGGUGAUUGCUUUUGUAGCAAGGUGUGAAGCAGGGCACUGAUGUGUAUGAAGGCUAGUGAUUGAAGUGCUAAAAUCAAAUUGCUGUAACUGCAAAUGGUGUAGCUUAACAACUCUGGUAAUAAUGAUGUGAUUAUGCUUAUGCAGAUCAGAAACUUGUCUUACUUUCAGUAUUUACUGUGUAAUACUUAAGUGCCACUAAAUGUAGCAAAUCACGUGCUGUGUGCAAAAUAUGCUGCAGUUGUUGCACUGUUACAGAACCAGCAUUUUAUUUUACUUUUCUGAUCGUGAAGGGAUGAAGUAUAUUUUUUUGACUUUACAUCUUUAUUCUUUUGAUUAUGUAAGCAACCCUUGAUACUUGUGAAUUGGUUGUUAGUCUUUGAGGGCAGUUAACUGUAUAACUAAGUGUUGAGUUCCAUAAAGCUAACUUUUAGCUUAUUUUAUUUUUAUGCCCACCUUAGUCUAUUUUUAAUCACUUCUGGGCUUAUUUUGCUUUUCCAUACAGAAUUGGUUUUAUGUAAUCUUCCUUUUAAUAUUAAAAAUGUAGCAGAUGAUGAAGUGUAUGCUUUGAAGAAUGAAUACACGUGAUCCAAAAUUAAUAUUUUGCAGGCAGGCUGGAUAAAUUUGUAACACUGCCAGCUCUAGGCUAGCUGCUUGUUGGGUAGGGCACUGGGGCGUCUCAGGUAGGUAGGUAGCAGAUGCAUGUCCCUGUUAAAAAUUAAAGUUAAAACGCCCAUAGGGCUUUUCAUUUUAUGAUACAGAUCAGCUAGAAGCAAAGACUUCAGGGUAGACCUGAUUGAAGCCAUAUGGAGAAAUGGUACUUUUUCUGUUAUUAUUGAAAAUGGGAACUAUUGUCAGUCCAGAUCUAGCAAUCAGGUACGCUUCAAAAGUAUGAAACUUAGUCUUUAUGCCUGUAGGUAUAAAUGUUUGUAAAUAAGUUUUGUUGCUGUUGAUUUGUAUCUGUAGAUAGUUUUCUGUUUCCUGUAGCACGUUUACUCAAAACUACUAUUACUUUGAAUGUAUUUCUUUCCCAGUACAUCCCACUGAUAAUACAGUUUUAAUGGCUGUUUAGGUACCAUACCAUAUAUGUACACUUCUGUCCUCCUUCCCUAGGAACAGUUGCUGCCAUUCUGUCUCUGUUUGGUUUAAAGAUAAUUCCUUUUUCUUUUACUCAGUACAGUAUUAAAAUGUCUUUUUGGUUGAUUCUCUCUUCUGGGCUGAGAGUCAGGCUGCUGCUUGGCCUAAUGAGGUUCUUUUAACUGUAUUCAUAGUAGGGGAAGAGUUCUUUCCUUACUAGAUUGCAAUUUUAAUCUUUGUAACUGAAGUCUGUGUAAUUCAGAUCUAACAUUUGGUAAAGCUCCUUUGUUCAGUGAGGCCCUGUCUGUUCUCAAAAACAAAGUAUGUAAAAUAAAAGGAGAAAUGGGAAAUAAUUAUCUAACUUGUGUUUACACAAUUAACGGUUUUAGUCCUGAGAGUGUAACAGUCUAACACGGUGUUUGCAUGCAAACUAAUGGCUACUUCAUUGCUAUUUAUUCUGCGUAUGAUUUUCCAGUCUGUGGUGGCUGUUUUUACAGUAGGGUGGUAACACGCUGCCUCACUGUUGGUGUUAAAGUUUAUUACACAAAGUAGGACCAACCUCUGUGUAAGGGUGAGCAACUACAGCUCUUGUUAAUGGGUGGCAGCUAAAUGUAUUCAUCUGUUUCAGCUGGAACUGCUUUUGUCUUUGCCUUAAAAUACAGAGGUGAAGUCUGCUUUAUUGAGUGUCCUGCAGCCUGAGGUCUGUGUGUCUGCUGCCAAGGACAAUUUAGGCCAUACUUUGAUGGUGGUUUUCAUCAAAGUUUGAGAGAUGGUUUGUUCUGAUCAUCACAGUGCUCUUGCACGAUGUCUUGUAAAAUGAUUCUGUGGACAGGUAGGCUAAAAUUGCAACUGGGACUGCAGUGUUACAUCCUUGUCUAGGUGGGGCAGGUGCUCUCCGUGUUCUUUUAAUACAUGCUGGAAUGAAGUAUUUUGGAAGAACGUUCUUUCCAAUCUACCGAAAUUCGAUAGGAUUGAAGAUAUAUUUUAUGAUCACAGAAGUUGGACAUGUCUGAAAUUUUGUAAUUGAUGUUAAUUUUAAAUAAUAAACAUCAAACAGGCAAUCAGUUGUGGCCAGUUCAGGUAGUGUAUAUUUCUCCAUCACAGUAGCCAACCUGUUUUCCUGAAGCUGCAAUGUUGUCAUAUUCCUUUUGGUAUUUUAUUAAUAAAAUGUGAAUUGAAUUUAGUGAUGUAAACUAACCAUAUUCUAGGCUGUUUUUAUUGAUUUUAUCAUACUUUGAGUUGUGAAUAAGUAACGAAUAUGAAUAAAAUCUCACUUUUGAGACUGUCUUU
Molecule: messenger RNA, 4349 nt
Organism: Cuculus canorus (common cuckoo)
Lineage: Eukaryota; Metazoa; Chordata; Aves; Cuculiformes; Cuculidae
Gene: WASF3
Product: WASP family member 3
Exons: 12
Coding region: 430-1941 (503 amino acids)
Biological process (GO): actin cytoskeleton organization; positive regulation of Arp2/3 complex-mediated actin nucleation
Cellular component (GO): SCAR complex; cytoskeleton
Molecular function (GO): Arp2/3 complex binding; actin binding; protein kinase A regulatory subunit binding
Source: RefSeq, a predicted model, not a curated record